Molecule: messenger RNA, 1194 nt
Organism: Puccinia graminis f. sp. tritici CRL 75-36-700-3
Lineage: Eukaryota; Fungi; Basidiomycota; Pucciniomycetes; Pucciniales; Pucciniaceae
Exons: 2
Coding region: 58-918 (286 amino acids)
Molecular function (GO): mRNA binding
Source: RefSeq, a predicted model, not a curated record
AUCCAGAACCAUCCUCACCAAAACCAAAACCAACUCAGCAAACUCAACCAAAAAAAAAUGUCAAACGCAAACAGUUCGACUAAUGGCGGAUACAACUACUACCAACCAACUGAUAUCCAAGCAUACCACCAAUCCAACAACUACAACAACAUCGGAUCAUCAGCAACCGCAUACUACGACCCAGCAGCCAUAGCCAUCGCCAAUGCCACCGGGAUCAACCCUCAUCACCCAGGAUCCACUGGAGCGUUCAACAACAACAACCAUCAUCACGGUAAAUCACUCGACCCCAACUUCGAUGCCAACGUCGCCGCCCAACAGUCCAUCUAUACUCCCGAUGCCACUGCCAUCCAUCAUCAACAACUCCAAAACCAACACCAGCAACAACAGCAACAGCAGCAACAGCAACUUCAACAGAUGAUGCCUCAACAAGCUAUCUCAAAACUUAAUAAAGGAAAAGCUAGACCAACAGUCAUUCGGAAGGCCGGCGGUGAAGUUUGGGAAGACCAAACUCUAAUGGAAUGGGAUCCAGCCCAUUUCCGAUUAUUCGUAGGAGAUCUAGCGCCAGAAGUGUCAGAUGAUGGCUUAGCAGCGGCGUUUUCGAAGUGGAGUUCGUUUGUGAAGGCGCGGGUGGUGCGGGACAAAGUGACGACGAAAUCGAAGGGGUAUGGGUUUGUGUCGUACAAGGAUCCGGAGGACUUCAUGAAGGCCUGGAAGGAGAUGAACGGCAAGUAUGUCGGCAGUCGGCCGAUCAAGAUCUCCAAGGCCACCACUAAGGUCGGCGUCGUCCAGAUCGGUAAUAAAAAGGCUAGAUCCCUCGACGAUCAUCGUAAGAAGAAACUCAUCCAAGGCGUCGAACGCUUGCGCACUGGCGCUGGCGCCGUUUGGAAGAACGAUAAUCGGCCUUAUGCUCGUAGAUAAAUUCUACCCCCUCUCCCCUCUUGUUUUUCGUUUUUACUUUUGGCUCUCUCUUUGUACCUCUUUUUUUCUUCGUUGGCGGUAUUCAUGUACUUGAAAAAUCAUCUCACAUCCCUCAUCAUCAGAGAUCAUCUAUCAUUCUCUCAUUAGAAUUGGUUGGAAAAAAUAAGCGCUUUUCACAUGAUGUAAUGUCGAGCAACAAAGCUCUCGAUUUCUCAAAAUUAUAUCUCCUCACUAAACAGGAGCCCCGUGCAGUGGUGGGGACAUCGAAGCUGCUCU